AUAGAGUCCCCCAGAGAAAACGGAAGCAGAAACGACCAGAUUUACUCUAAGUAUGCAACUAGGGAAAAUGGCCUUCAGAAGUGUCAGGCUGAUUUAUGAGCAGUAGAUAGAAAAUAAUUGCCGACGCGUUUAUAAUUAAAAGAAUAAAACCCGAGUCUUCUUUUUUGGGGACUGAUGGCUUUUGUCGGCCUCUGAUUGACUAGCGUGAUAAAAUGAUCCAUCAUCUACAGUAGGUAAGCAGGCAAUUAGUAAUCCCAAAGUUGACUGAGGAGAGAAUUUCAUAACAUGACUUCUGCAAUAGAGGAAAAAGAGCUAGAAGAGAGACUGAGAGAAGCUGCUGCUUUGGGGGAUAUUGAGGAAGUUCGGCGAUUGGUGGAUUUUGGAGUGAGUGUGAACUCUCAGAAUGAAAUCAACGGCUGGACUUGCUUGCACUGGGCCUGUAAACGAAAUCAUGCCCAGGUCGUGGCAUACCUUCUAGAGGCUGGCGCAGAUAAAGACAUUCUCACUGUUAAAGAAGAAAAAGCACUCCAGUUAACAUCCAAAAGGGAAAUUAGGAAGAUGCUGGGAGUGGAAGAGGAUGAUCUUUUGGAUGUGAAGAAAGACUUGCCAAUUAUCCCAAAUUAUUUAUCUAACCCUCCUUUUCCUUAUGUGUAUAACUCCAUGAGUAACAGCACUACCAGCACCUCAACUUCCUCUUUGAAUGGAAGACUUUCUCCUCCUUUACAAAAACACAACCUGGACACUCCAGUUUCUUUGCCUCCAUUACAAACAUCUGGCACAGCAGUAUUGCAACAUGGAAAGGCUUCUGUAGGAUGUGAUGGAGAUGUGACAAAGGCAAUCACUAUGGAAUGCUUGGAGCCCGUUGUUCAGAAUGGCCACGCUCAUCAGCUCUCUGUUCCUCCGAGUAGGACACACUGUUCCCCAGCUGGAUCUAUACAACCAGAAACCCAGCAACCCAGUGGCCCUUACACAGGAGCUGUCCCAACAUUUCAGCCCUUCUUCUUUACUGGAGCAAUUCCCUUCAGUAAUACGCAAGAACUGGUACUUAAGGUCAGAAUUCAAAAUCGUACCUUGAAGGAGAAUGACUUCAUUGAAAUUGAAUUGGAUCGACAAGAAUUGACAUACAAAGAAUUGCUUAGGGUGAGCUGCUGUGAAUUGGGUGUUAACCCCGAAUAUGUGGAGAAGAUCAGAAAGCUUCCAAAUACAGUAUUAAGAAAGGACAAAGACAUCUCGAGACUUCAAGAUUUCCAAGAACUGGAGCUUGUUCUAAUGAUGAGUGAUAAUGACUUUAUGUUUAAAAAUGCAGCACCAGCACUGACUGAAAGGCCUUGUUAUAACAAGAAAGCAUCAAAACUAACUUACUAAAUAUUGAAUUAAAAGUUUCAUUCUAGUAUUUAACUAUUAAACCUAGAAUACUCUAAGGGCUAUAUCAUUAACUUUUACUGUACCGUGGAAAGUAUAAUUAAAUGACUGAGCAUAUAUCUUUGAAAACAAGCUCAGUUGAAAGAGUUGGACUUGUUUUUAAUUUAAUAUGCUAAAGGUGAUGAUAUACCUGCAUUUCAUAAAGUGACAAGUGGAAUACCCUAACCCAUGUAUGAUCUUUCUUAAAAGGAAAUUGUUUCUUCUUGGAGUACAACAAAAUAAAAGUUCUCAGGGAAAUAAAUUAAUGGUUCUAAUAAUUGCUACUAGUAAAAAGGAGGCACAAUACAUUGAAAAAACUGAAUAUGUAAUGCAUUUAAUGCUGGGAGCAGGAUAUUUCAAAUGCAGUUGUCUAGAUCUGAAUAUGCAACUUGAGAAAGAGAUAAUUUUACAGGAAGGAGCAAGGAGAGAUGUGGACUUUUGGACAUUGGCCUAUUGAAUCGAGAUUAAUUUUAAAAGUAAUCACAUUAAUGCACAUUUACAUAUUUUUGGCAGUAGCGCCUUGCAAAUAUAUAAGUGAAGUGUGUUUUGCCAUUGCUGAUGGCAAGAGGAGCAGCUAAUUUUGUGAUCCCAGAGAAAAACCUAUCUUGCUACCUUUACUGAUCCUGCCUGGGAUAAAAUAUCGAAGAGCUUCUGUAAGAGACAGAGGCCGUGCAAUUUAGAAAUUAAAGAAAUGGUUCCUUCCACUUGUUGAUAUGCUGCAGCAAGGGAUGCUGCCAAUGUCCUUAGGAAAAUUUGUAUUUCAGAAAGAAGCACAUUGACUGUUUUAACAAGCUAGCCAAGUAGCUAAAUCAGUUGUGAUUUCUUUGAAAUGGUGCUCAGAUAAAAUAUUAGAAAAUAUACUUUACUGUAUUAAUCCAGACUUUAAAUAGUGUUAACCAAAACUCUGUGUAUGUGAGUAUAAUCCAGAACUGCUUAGCAGUAAAUAAUGCAAAAUGAUUGGUACUGUUUGGACUAAUUUUCUUUCCUUGCUUUUCUUUUGUCUAUUUAACCUUGAGAGUUUUCCUGAGGAGCAAUCGAGAUGUCUACACUGUAGCCUGGUUCUACAGAUGAAAUUAGCACAAGUUCCUUCUGCCUCUAAUUUUUUAUCCUAUUUAUCCUCAGGUUCUUUACAACUGUUAUGCAUUUAAAGGAAAGCUUGUAGCAUCUUAGAUAGCAGAAAUAUUUUAAUAUCAAGAUAAGUAAUACAUCUUGCAAUUUCUAUGCAUUUUUGACAGUGUUGCUUGCAUUCCAUAUAAGCAUGUCUAAACUUUUUAUUAUCUUGCUAGUUCAGGUUCUGUAAUAAUACUCUGAUGCCAAAUCCCAGGAAAAAAACAGUAUG
This is a messenger RNA of Notechis scutatus (mainland tiger snake), 2740 nucleotides long. RefSeq names its product ankyrin repeat domain-containing protein 40. NCBI's taxonomy places the organism in Eukaryota, Metazoa, Chordata, Lepidosauria, Squamata, Elapidae. Gene Ontology annotation, molecular function: protein binding. The record is from RefSeq and is a predicted model, not a curated record.